Molecule: messenger RNA, 2907 nt
Organism: Prosopis cineraria
Lineage: Eukaryota; Viridiplantae; Streptophyta; Magnoliopsida; Fabales; Fabaceae
Exons: 7
Coding region: 1466-2866 (466 amino acids)
Source: RefSeq, a predicted model, not a curated record
UAUAUUGCUUAAUUGAUAACCAUAAGACUCCUGUCUACCCCUUAUAGUCUUAUUGGAUUAUAGAAAUAUAUAAUUAUGCAAUUAUGCAUGUUUUAAGAAUGUAUAUUUUUUGUGGCAUUUGUGAAAUAAUACUGUGAUCAAGUGUAACCCUAUGUGGUAGUUUUAUUGGUAUGGUAACCAGUGUGUGGAAAAGUAUUUUUUGGGCCAGAGUUGAUAUUGAUAGUAAAAAUAUGGUUUGUAAAGUGUUGGUUACCCAACCAUAGUUUUGAAAUUUUAAUAAAGGUGUACUUGAAGCACUUAGUAAAUAAAUACUUUGAUAGUAGAUUAUUUGCAAAAAGUUUUUAUUAUAAGGAAAACUCUUUCCCUAUCAUGGUAAGGGUUCAAUGUUAUUAAAUUGGUUUAUUAAACUAUUAAUUUGUGAAAAAUAAGUUUGAAAUUUUAGAGUAUUACAUAAGCUACCCAAGUCCGAGCCCCUUUUUAAGGGCUUAAUAAGGCCGGCUUAGAAACCCUAUUAUAUUAAAAAUCCCUUCCAAACCUAAACUCUUGUAAAAAUGAAUUAUAAUGGGUAGCCCAUUAAGCCUAGCUUGUAUUGCCAACCCUAAUUUCAAACAUCCUGAGAAUGUUUAUAGUUCCCAAGUGAUUGAGGAAUAGGUCCAUUGAAGUUAUUAUUAUAUAAGGCUAGCACAUUCAUAUUUCUUAUAUUCCCCAUUUCAUUAGAAAUUCUACUGCCAAGAUUGUUAUUUUGGAAAAUAAGACUUUUGAUCUUAAUCAAUCUAGUCUUAGGUUGAUUAGAAGCAUCAAGAAAAAAGACAAGGGUCUAAUGUCCCAAUUAUGUUGUUAUAGGAAACAUCAAGCUCAUAAACUUGAAUCAAGUUAGAAGGUAAAGAGGUAAAUUGCCUUUGAAGCGGUUUGUAGAAAGGUUGAGGAAUUAUAGUUUUAUGAGGAGCCCAAUGCUUUCUUGAAUGUUACCAAUAAGGAGGCUUGUGUUAAGAUUAAGAUGAAGAUUUAGAAUUAAGAUAAGUUUAAGUUACGACGGGUACUGUCGUGAGUCUCACUUCAAGAAACCUCACAAGAUAAAUGAGUUUUAUAAGUUUAAAGGAUUCUUCUACCUAACAAGCUAGUCUUUUGAGAUGGACUCUUUCUUUAGACUUAUGCUCAUGACAAAUGAUACUUUCAUUGAGAGGUUAGUAUCAUGGAAAGAGCUAUUUAUGAAGGGUUUAGAAUGGUUCUCUCUUUAGACUUGUGCUCAUGACAAGGCAUAAAAAAAAUUUCCCUUUAGCUUUAAAGUUUAAUCUUAUUAUAUACUUAUAUUAGGCAUUUAUGCUAUAGAAAAAUAUGUUUUUUAAACCCACAUAUCUAAAUCGGGUCAAGUGCAAACAGUUUAGAAAAAGGAGGAUAUGGUAUUGUUGUAAAUAAGUGGAAGGUUGAAGUGAUAUCUAAAACAUUACUAAUUUUUUUUAUUUAUAUGUUACAGAGUGAGGUUAAUAAAAAACAAUUCGAUGGAUCAUUCAUUCCAAAAGGAAGGCAUGAUAUCCUGACUGUUGCUAUAGGGAAACCAGAGCAUCUUGGACAUGUUCAAGGAAUCAGAUCAAGGGUGAGCAUAAGAGAUAUAUUUGGACCACCCCGUCAACGCAAUCCUUCAAGACUUGUGACAAGGGAGGAGGUGACUGCGAUGUUAGCUCAAGCAAAAGCAGAGGUUGAGGUUACCCUUGAAGUUAGAUUGCAAAAGAUGAAGGAGGAAAUGUUAAUGCAAAUGAGCUCACAGAAGGUGUCAAAUGCCCCACAUACCCCCUCUCUUACUUGUCAUUGGAGCACUAAAGAGAGUAACAUCGUUCAACUUCCUUCAAAAGAUGACCCAACUCCUAACCUUGAGCAAUGCUUCUUGUAUGUGGAGAAUAUAAAAAAAUGCUUAGUAGCACGCGGUCGCAUCCAUGAAGAUGUUGUCAAGGUAACCAUUGAAGAGGUCAAAAUUGACGAUGCUGAUAUCCCAUUCCCUACUGAUAAGAUCAAGACGGUAAAAGAUGCCAAGGGCACUUUCACUUUAUGGCCAAAGAGACUUGUUAGGAUGCCUCAAAAUUCGGAGACCCCAUCAUUUGAUAAAGUAGGUGAAAAGAUGCAAUUGUGCAAGCUAAGUUCAUGGGACCAUUUUGUCCUAUUGGCAUAUGGUGGAUCAUUUCCCCCUAGAAUUUUUAAAGCGGUUCCUGAUUUUGUUGGCAUUAACAACUAUCAAGUUUUUGUUGAGAAUGAGGAUCUAAGUCGGAUUCUCAUUGAUGGUGACCAAACUAUGACUAACAUUCAAAUUGGGAUGAUGUUUUUAUAUCAAAUGUUGGUCUCUUCAGGCAAAGAUAAACAAUAUGGAUUUCUUUGCCCACGUUACACUAAUGAUAAUGAGACCACCAAAGAGACAAAAGAGGAAUACAUGAAUCAAAGGCUCAGUGAAGGUGACAAGGAAUGUUACUUUUCCUUGUUUCUCCAUCUUGCUCAUUGGCAAUUGAUAGUGUUUUCAAUGAAGAACAAUUCUAUCCUCUUUUUAUGCUCUCUACAUCAUAAACUCAAUCCAGCAAUGAAGAAGUCUUGUGAGCAGGCUAUGAGGAUUGGCCAGCAAGUUCGAUUGGGCAAGACCUUACAUGAUGUCAAGAAUCCUACAUGGAUAACACCAAAAAGCCGACAUCAACCUCCUACUAACUUGUGUGGCUUUUAUGUGUUGAGACACGUGUACAACAUCAUCACGGCUGGUUUGAUAGAGCUUACUGAAGAGAUGUUUAAUGAUUCAUCUCCAUUUUCACAAUCAGAGAUCCAAGAAAUUAGAAGAUAUUGGGGACUAUUUAUGUUAGAGCUUCACAAUAAUAAUCCAUUGAAUGAGUGAAUUUAGGAUAGGUGUAGUUGAAUUAGGAAAAAUUAUCAAAC